Molecule: messenger RNA, 1461 nt
Organism: Lolium rigidum
Lineage: Eukaryota; Viridiplantae; Streptophyta; Magnoliopsida; Poales; Poaceae
Product: probable mitochondrial adenine nucleotide transporter BTL1
Exons: 5
Coding region: 30-1157 (375 amino acids)
Biological process (GO): transmembrane transport
Source: RefSeq, a predicted model, not a curated record
AAUCCGGAAGUGGACACCCGCGCGCCGCCAUGGACGCGCCCAGCGGCGGCGGGAAGCUGUCCCUCGCCAGCGUGGGCUUCGCCGGCGCCGGGGUCGCUGCCGGCGGAAGCGGCGGGGGCGGAGGCUACAAGGAGCUCCUCGUCAUGGCGCUGCCCAAGGACGACGGCCUCGACGGCGCCAAGGUCGCGGAGCUUAUCGGCGCCGGGCUGCCGGACAUCGGGUGCUCCGUCAGGGCGUUUUUUAGGACUAGAGAGGUUAGAGAAUUUGCCAGUGGGGCCUUAGCUGGUGCUAUGUCCAAAGCUAUUCUUGCUCCUCUUGAGACUAUCAGGACAAGAAUGGUUGUAGGUGUAGGAUCGAGACAUAUUGGUGGUAGUUUUGUGGAGAUCAUGGAACAAAAUGGGUGGCGAGGGCUUUGGGUGGGCAACACAAUCAACAUGAUCCGCAUUGUUCCAACUCAAGCAAUUGAGCUUGGGACAUUUGAGUAUGUAAAAAGGAGCAUGAAAACAGCACAAGAGAAAUGGAAAGAUGAUGGAUGCCCAAAGAUACAGCUUGGAAAUAUGAAAAUUGAGCUGCCACUCCACUUGUUAUCACCAGUUGCUAUUGCUGGUGCAGCUGCUGGAAUAGCUGGCACAUUGAUGUGCCAUCCUCUUGAAGUUAUUAAGGAUCGCUUGACCGUCGACAGAGUAGCUUACCCUAGCAUUAGCAUUGCCUUCAGCAAGAUAUACCGAACUGAAGGUGUCCGUGGCCUCUAUUCUGGCCUCGCUCCGACACUAAUUGGGAUGCUUCCUUACAGCACAUGCUACUAUUUUAUGUACGACACAAUUAAGACUUCAUACUGCCGCCUACAUAAGAAGAAAUCAUUGAGUCGUCCUGAGCUACUAAUUAUUGGAGCUUUGACAGGUCUCACAGCAAGUACAAUCAGCUUCCCGCUGGAGGUGGCGAGGAAGCGUCUCAUGGUAGGCGCCCUGCAAGGGAAGUGCCCGCCCCACAUGAUUGCCGCGCUAUCAGAAGUGAUCCGGGAGGAGGGCCUCCUGGGGAUCUACCGCGGGUGGGGUGCGAGCUGCCUGAAGGUGAUGCCAAAUUCGGGCAUCACAUGGAUGUUCUACGAGGCGUGGAAGGACAUCCUCUUGGCUGACAAGGACAAGCCCCAGAACUAGUAGUCUACUACUAGUGCUGGACAACGCCGUAGAAUAACGCUGUUGUUUCAUGCUGUGUGGGCGUGGGAGUUCUGAUCCUUUUUCAGUUUUCGAACCCCACUUGCACCAGCACUGAAGCCAGGAAGGUUUAGAUAGGAGAAAGACGGUGCGUCGUCUUCUUGAGGCCAACGAUGGCUGGGAGCAUUUGUUUGCCCCUCACUAACUUUGAAUGCCUGGUUUUCUAUGCUUUUUUGUUAACACAUGGUAUUAAUUCAGGAGGCUUUCGGCCUGUUUGAUUAGAAGUUGAGAUGUUCCAGCACGUGUU